This is a messenger RNA of Drosophila ficusphila, 5805 nucleotides long. RefSeq names its product proteasome-associated protein ECM29 homolog. The coding region runs from base 27 to 5690 and encodes 1887 amino acids. Gene Ontology annotation, biological process: proteasome assembly. NCBI's taxonomy places the organism in Eukaryota, Metazoa, Arthropoda, Insecta, Diptera, Drosophilidae. The record is from RefSeq and is a predicted model, not a curated record. Gene Ontology annotation, cellular component: nucleus; cytoplasm. The transcript has 9 exons. Gene Ontology annotation, molecular function: molecular adaptor activity.
CUGAACAACAAAAACAAUCAACGAAAAUGGAAACUGGACCAAAUGCAGAAAUUGAGCUUUUGGAGCGCGUCCUGUUGCGUCUGGGAAAUGCGGACUCGGACGAGAAGCUGGGUGCCACAGUGGGCAAGUUCCUGACCCCAGUGAUCCUCAAAAUGAACUCCCCCCACAAUACGGUGCGCAACAAGGUCGUUGAAGUGCUCACCCACAUUAAGAGACGCCUCUCAUCGCGAGGACAGGUCCAGAUUCCCGUGGAGGCACUGCUGGAUCAGUAUGCCGCCAAGGAGAGCAGCACGUUCCUCAAGAACUUCGCCAUAAUCUUCAUCGCCAUGGGAUUUCCGCGUCUGCCACUCGAGGAGCAGACUGCGCUUGCUAGCAAACUGGUAGGAUGCGAGGACAAGCUAGAGAGCUACCAGGACAAGCUUUUUGCCCUGCUGCUGCCCAUACUGUCCGACAUGAAGAUACCCGACGAUCCAGCGCAGCGAGCGAAGCUUUUGGAUCUGCAAGACAAGCCGGGAAUCAGUGUGAACUUCUUGAACUUGCUGCAGGACGUGCUUUUACUGCCGUACGGUAUUACCCAGGAACAGGAUGUUCCUCCAGGACUCAGUCCCUAUAGUUUUAAGCGCAUCAUCACCAACAAUUGGCGGGCAGAGGAGCUGGAGAAAGUCAAGAAGGGUAUAGUUCGUUUUCUGUGCGCCAGUGUCUUCAGCGAUGUGCAGAUCUUCGUGCCCCUAGUCGUUGCCUCGGCUGACACCCGCUUUAGCGUGGCCACACCAGCGAUCGCGGAGUUGAGCAAGCUCUGUACCAUGCUGGACUUCAGUAAUCCAGCGGUGACCGCCCCCUUGUACACUCUGUUCGCCGGCAAUCAGAACAAGUUGAUUGACCGCCAAACACGACCAUGCUGCGCUCGAGUGCGUCAAAAGCUGCUGCAGUACCUAAUCAAGUGUCGCGGCAAGAGCAUUAACGUAAGCAAGGGCCUACAGGUGAUCUUCGAUGGCUUGUUCGGAACAAACACCAACCAAAAGUGCAAAGUGCUGGCGCUGCAGUUUGUGGAACUGGUUCUCAGGGAUGGUCCACGCGAGUUGGUCUCUAAGGUAUCUAAGGUUAUACUCACUGGCAUCACCAAAGUCAUUGGUCGCGACUCCACCGAACCGAAUGAUGUGCAGAAUGCGGCAUAUUCUGCUCUGGCUCAACAUGCGCGCAGUUUCCCGCAGGACGUAAGCCAGGAUCUGAAGCUGGUCCUAGGAUACUUCAAUAACCUGGCAAGCUGUGCGCCGGAAUUGCAUUCCUCUAUCAGGGAAGCAUUAGUUUCCAUGGCUCCGGCAUUCGCCUGGAAGACAAAGGAGAAGAGCGAUGCAAUGGAGGUAGAUGAGGAUACCGAUCCCUCCACCGUAAAGUUGGACGGCCAACAGCAUCUACUGUUGGCCAUGCUGCUGGACAAUGCCGAGUCCAAGAUACAGAUCGUGCAGAACGUGACCAGUGUGUUCUUGACCAGCUGUUACCCGGAGUAUUAUGCACCAGCCAGAUACCUGUUGCUACUCAUCGCAGGCGAGCGCAAUUCUCUGCGAGAGAAUGUGACCACUUUUUUGUAUGGAACCUCAAAAAAGGAUCACGUAAACUACAAUAUGCUCUCCUCCAUUGAGCAGGCAGAAAACCGCAUAAACAGCGAAUCUAUUAGCGACUUCAAUCACCUGUCCCUAGAACAGCGACGAGUGGUGCUGCCCAGCUUUCAGGUGAUGAUGGCGCACGUUCACGAGAUGGCCAACAAACGACUGAAAAAGAGCACUUCCUGCGUGGUAGUUGGACGCACCAAACUACCCUACAGUCUGGAGGUCUACGAGGAGCUGCUUGAUUAUCUACGCCUGUGCCUCUGGUAUUCGGCUGGUGUUGUGGCGGCUCCCGGCGACGAGAAGUACACCAACGAGUUGCGCAAGUACAUCACUCUGCAUUACGAGGAAGCGGAGGACAACGCUCUGCAUCAGUAUGUGCAGUUUGUUCAGCGAAGUGUGGAGGCCAAGAGAAGUGACUCCAAUCUUGUCUGCCUUUAUGACCUUCUGAACGCGGCUCCGGAAUUGUUUGCUGCAAAGCAACUUCAUCUGCUGGAGCCUCUUGGCAACACUUUGAAAGAUGUCUCCGAGAGUAUGCGCAUCAACGUGGCCCAAGUCUACGCUAUUCUGUGGGCUUUCGGUCUAACCGACGAAAAGUUCGACGAGGAAGUGGGUGACUGCUUGAACAGCCUUACACAAAAGACAUUGGAGCACAAGCAUGGCUGGCUUCUGGUGGUGGGCCACACAUUCAAUCGGAAGAUUGUUAUGCUCAAGCAGGCAAACAAAUCCAAAGACUUUGCCGCCUGGCCGCAGUUUGUUAAUGCGGUGAAGAUAAUCUCAAAAACCCUCUGUGAGUCGCAAUGGCUUCUUGUGUCGGCGGCCGUAAAAUGCAUCUCCAUGAUCGGCAAGACGGUGGAGAUUCCAAAUGUCCCAGUGGAGAUUCAAGUCCCUACCAACGAUGGAGACGACGACGAGGAAAUGACGGAAUACACGAGCAUUGAUUCUUCCACCAAGCUGGUUAUCUUUGGAGUUGUCUUUCAAUUGUUACGCAGCUCCUCGGCGCGUCAAAAGAUACGUGAGGAGUCAGCCAGAUGUCUGGGAUACUUGGCCAUCGGCGAUGGUGAGCACUUCACCAAGCGCAACCUGGAUAAGUUUCUUACCCUGGCCAAGGUGCAAAAGGAUGCUGCUCUGAACAUAGCGAUUUCGGAAGCUAUUGUAAACACCCUCUGUGGCUAUGAUGUUAACAAGGGGCAACCGGAUGAGAAGUUUGUCAAUAAGCAUUGUACUGACGGGGACUUUGAGCAGUUCUUAAACUCGCUAAUACGCCUUGUCACCGAACCCAAUCCUCACUCCCGCCAGGCAAUUUCAGUAUGGCUUCUAGCCGUGGUGAAGCAUUGCAGCAAACGUCCGGCUGUGUUGGCCAAAAAAGAGCUGUUGCAGUUUGCAUUUACCGAACUUCUUUCGGACGAUAGCGAAUUUGUGCAGGAUGUGGCUUCACGCGGCUUGGGACUCGUCUACUCUCUGUCGGAUUCCGGCAGCCAAACCGAUUUGGCCAAUUCGCUUUUGGAUCAGCUCAUUGGUGGAAAGCGUAAAGUAAAUCAGGUGUCCGCGGAUACUGAACUCUUUGCGGAGGGAAUGCUCGGCAAGACGCCCACGGGAGGCAACAUCACAACCUAUAAGGAGCUUUGCUCCCUGGCUUCAGAUCUCAAUCAGCCGGACAUGAUCUACCAGUUCAUGCAACUUGCCAAUCACAAUGCUACUUGGACUAGCAAACUGGGGGCUGCCUUUGGAUUGAAAACCCUUUCCGCUGAGUCCAGGCAAAAGAUGCAGCCCUACCUGGGCAGGAUUAUACCCCGUCUGUAUCGCUACAAGUACGAUCCUACGCCCAAGAUCCAAAACUCGAUGAUCUCGAUUUGGGACACAAUUGUGAGCGACUCGAAAGAAGUGACUGAACGCUAUUACUGGGAAAUUAUGCGUGAGCUGUUGGACAAUCUCACCUAUAAGGAGUGGCGUGUGCGCAUUGCCUGCUGCCUGGCAGUCAGGGAUCUUCUAAAGCGGCCGAACGGGCUGAAGCUGCGCUCUGAGGAGCUGGGCCGCCGUGUUCCCGCACCCAACAGCAUGGAGGUCGACGAGGUGCCUGAGCCGGAGCUGAAAGAGCUGUGGGUGCAGUUAUUCCGUGUGAUGGACGACAUUCAUGAAGGCACGAGGGUCACGGCCCACGGAACUGCCUCCUUCCUGGGCAAGCUGUGCGUUAUCGCCUCGUCCUCGGAUCAUGGGAAAUCAGGAACAGCAGUGGCAUCCUCGACUCUUCCUUUUCUUCUGGAAACCGGAGUGGGUCACAAGGUGGCCGAGAUCCGCAAAGUGAGCAUCAAAACCAUCUCGGACAUGAUUGACUCCUCGGGGGAGCUCAUUGCUCCGCAUCUCGUCACCCUGAUUCCCUGUCUGCUGCGCGCCACUGGCGAGUUGGAGAAUACAAAGCUCUCCUACGUUUCCACUCGCUUGGGGGCGGACAACGAGGCCCAGGAGGCGGUGGAUACGCUUCGGGCGGAGGCUGCCAAGUCACACCACACAAUGGAAACCAUUGGCAAGUGCGUGCGCUACAUCGACUAUCCAGUGCUGGAGAAGAUGACCCCCGAAGUGCUGGAGCUGAUGAAGUCUAGUGUGAAUCUCGGAACAAAAAUUGGUUGUGCUCAUUUUGUGUGUCUGAUAAGCAUCCGUUUGGGCAAGGAGAUGACCCCGGUGGUAGGCAAGUACAUUCGCGCCUGCUUUGUGGGCAUCAAGGAUCGCAAUGCCACCGUGCGCAAGUACAACGCCAGUGCAAUUGGACACCUUUUGGGCUUGGCCAAGGAGCAAUCGAUUAAGAGCCUGUUUGCCAAGCUGGACGAGCUGUAUGCUGAGCAGCCUGGUAACCGCUCCAUUGCCCUGACCAUUCAGUCUAUUAACAAGCGUCACCACGAACUGCUCAAGGACUACAUGGACAGCAUGAUUCCGCUGAUCUUCUUUGCCAUGCAUGAAGAGGUCAGCGAGGAAACCAGGGCAAAUGUUGAGCUGUGGAAGGAUUUGUGGAACGAUGUCAGCCCAGGGGAUGCGGGCAUCCGACUCAAUCUGAAUGUGAUUAUUCCCAAACUGGAGACGUCUCUUACCGAUGCGAGUUGGUCACGAAAGGCUCAGGCAGCGAAUGCCAUCCAGACCAUCGCCACUCGACUAAGCAGCUCUUUAGAUGAACCCGAUCGGAUCAAACUCAUUAAGCUGCUGCUCUGCGGCUUGCAAGGCCGAACUUUUGAGGGCAAGGAGCGUCUGCUGCAAGCGUUGGCCGGACUCACCAAAGGAUUAGAUCGAAGCCACCAAAUCUGCUCCAGCAUCAUCGAUGCGGCCAUGAGGGAGGCGAGGAAGCGGGAACCCGUUUAUCGCACCAUGGCCCUCGCAUCUCUGGGCGAAAUCCUCGAUCAACUGGAGGCUGACCGCUUUGAGGAGGUGUACAACAUGAGCUGGAACCUUCUGGAGAAGAAAGAGCUGCGCAAGGAGUCCGACGACGAGGAUGAGCCUAGCACCAGCCAGGAGCUGAGUGCCGACGAGCGCAACAAGAGGGCUCAAACACUAAACCGACUGAAGGAGGUGGUCUGGGAGACAUUGGGCAAGUCGUGGCCACGUCACUCCAUCGAGACGCAGCAUCGCUACCAGCUCUUCUUCGCCGAGAACUGCACCAGCAUUCUGGCGGAGAGUACUCGCCCGGUGCAGGUCAGUCUGUUGGCAGCCCUCACCAAGUACAUCGAAAGGUUGCACGUCUUCGAUGAGUCAGCUCAGCUGCCCGACCUGCCGCAAAUAAACCAGGAGAAGAAGAUCAAGACGGAGGCGCCGGCGCCGCAAACCCGCGAAGCCAUCGUGGAGAAGAUCUGCAAGGAUGUUCUGGCUGCAGUGGCUCUGGCCGCCGGAGUUCCUCACACUGGCCUCAAAAAGGAGGCCCUCAACAUCGUUCUCAUGCUGAUCAAGCGCUUGAGUGGAGCCACUAACCAACAGCCGCUGCAGCUGAUCAAGGAGAGCUUUGAAUCGAAUUUGGAAAAGUUCCAGCGUGAUUCGGCGCCGGAAAUCCGCUGUCGCAUUAAGGACAUCGAGGAAAAGCUGACCAAGUUUAGCUCGGGGAAUUGAGUUGCAGAGAAGUAAGAAUUUCAGUUGCAUGUGGCCAAAAAUCCUGAUUGGGGUAGACCUUAGAUAAGGGGUAAGAAAGGAAAUAAAACAUCUAUCUUUGGCUGAAAUUAAUAUA